CCUUGGGUUCUGGUUUAUCCUUUGUGGAAGCAACAAUCAUUCGAUUCAUUCUUCUCUCUCUCUCUCUCCGUCGCUCCUGCUUUGAGAUGAGAUGAUAGUUGUGCAAGUGCGUGCGUGCCUUGGCAUUUGGGUCGUCCUCCGCCUCCUCCUGUGGCGGUGAUUUUUGUUUUCAUCUACUCGUAAGUCGUUUAGCACUUAGCACCACUGAUUAAAUUUUCUAAUUUUAACAACCAAAUGGUGCCCACAUGCACCGCCACCCUGUCAUUUCCCCAAAAUAACAGCUGUUGUUGUUUCCGUUUUCUCCGUGGUUUUCUGAUCGAUCUGGUGUUAGUGGGUAGGCGAGGUAAUUGGUUUUGUGCUGCGGCUUUUGCCAUCUCUCUUGCGACAUAGGAAGAGGAAGAGGAAGAGGAGGAGGAGGAGGAGGAGGAGGUGAUUUCUAUGGCCUCCCGUGGUUCCACCUCUUCCACCAAUGGUCUUUUGCCUCCGCUCUCCAAUCAUGACGAAGAGGCCGGCCCCGGCAAGGCCUUUGACGACGACGGCAUCGACCCCCUGACCUCCGAUCCCUUCGACAUUGCCCACACCAAGAAUGCGCCCCUCGAGACGCUCAGGCGAUGGAGGCAAGCGGCACUGGUGCUAAAUGCUUCCCGUCGAUUCCGAUACACUUUGGACUUAAAUAAGGAAGAAGAGAAAGAGCAAAGGAGAAGAAUGAUAAGAGCCCAUGCACAAGUCAUAAGAGCAGCAUUACUUUUCAGACUGGCUGGGGAAAGGCAAAUCGUUUUAGGUCCCACGGCAACAACCUCAACUCCAACUGGCGAUUAUGCAGUCAGUCUUGAACAACUUGCUUCUAUGACAAGGGAUCAUAAUAUUUCUGCUUUACAAGAAUACGGAGGGGUUAAAGGUUUAUCUGAAUUACUGGAGACAAAUCUUGAUAGAGGGAUCAAUGGGGAUGAAACUGACUUGUUAAGAAGGAGGAAAUCAUUUGGAUCAAACACUUAUCCUCAGAAGAAAGGGCGCAGUUUCUUGAGGUUCCUGUGGGAAGCUUGGCAAGAUUUAACCCUUAUAAUCUUGGUCAUAGCUGCAGUUGUGUCAUUGACACUUGGAAUAAAAACAGAGGGUCUGAAAGAAGGAUGGUAUGAUGGGGGAAGCAUUGCAUUUGCUGUUUUUCUUGUUAUAAUAGUCACAGCUGUUAGUGAUUAUCGACAAUCUCUUCAGUUUCAAAAUUUAAAUCAGGAAAAGCAAAAUAUUCUAUUGGAGGUCUUGAGAGGUGGUAGAACAGUAAAGAUUUCGAUAUUUGAUAUUGUUGUUGGUGAUGUUGUACCUCUGAAAAUUGGUGAUCAGGUCCCUGCUGAUGGCAUCUUAAUUGCUGGUCAUUCUCUGGCCAUUGAUGAAUCUAGCAUGACUGGAGAAAGCAAGACUGUCCACAAAGAUCAGAAAGCACCUUUUUUGAUGUCUGGUUGCAAAGUAGCAGAUGGUGUUGGUACCAUGCUGGUAACUGGUGUUGGGAUCAAUACGGAAUGGGGAUUGUUGAUGGCAAGUAUCUCGGAAGAUACUGGUGAAGAGACUCCGUUACAGGUACGAUUGAAUGGAAUUGCAACUUUUAUCGGCAUAGUUGGGCUUUCAGUAGCUGUUUUUGUGCUUGCUGUCCUUUUGGUCAGGUACUUUACUGGAUAUACAAAAAAUCCAGAAGGAAAAGCCCAAUUUGUGCAUGGCAAGACUAGCGUUAGUAGCAUAGUAGAUGGAGUCAUUAAAAUAUUCACAAUUGCAGUCACCAUUGUGGUUGUUGCAGUGCCUGAAGGCCUUCCUUUGGCUGUUACCUUGACCCUAGCUUACUCGAUGCGGAAAAUGAUGGCAGAUAAAGCCUUGGUGCGUAGGCUUUCAGCUUGUGAAACCAUGGGCUCUGCAACGACAAUUUGCAGCGAUAAGACAGGAACAUUGACCCAGAAUCAGAUGACUGUAGUAGAGGCAUAUGUUGGGAGAAAGAGGAUAAAUCCACUUGGUGACUCUUGGCAGUUGCAUCCAGUGCUAUCCUCUCUACUUGUUGAGGGAAUUGCACAGAAUACCAUUGGCAAUGUUUUUGUGCCUAAGGGCGGUGGAGAUAUGGAGGUUUCUGGAUCUCCUACGGAAAAGGCUAUCCUUUCUUGGGCAAUCAAGCUGGGAAUGAAUUUUGAUCUUGUGAGAUCAGAGUCAGUGGUUUUACAUGUCUUCCCUUUCAACUCAGAGAAAAAGCGUGGCGGUGUUGCUGUAAAACGGAAUGACUUUGAAGUUCAUAUACACUGGAAGGGAGCAGCUGAGAUUGUUCUAGCCUCAUGCACAGGGUAUCUUGACUCAAGUGGUUGCUUGCAGUCCAUUGAAGAAGAUAAGGAAGUUUUUAAGGCAGCUAUAGAUGACAUGGCUGCAAGCAGUUUGCGGUGUGUUGCCAUUGCAUACAGAUCAUAUGAAUUGGACAAGGUUCCUACUGAUGAGGAGCAUUUAGCUCAAUGGGUUUUACCUGAAGAUGGCCUUGUUUUGCUUGCUAUUGUUGGUAUAAAGGAUCCCUGUCGCCCUGGUGUCAAAGAAGCAGUGAAAGUCUGCACAGAAGCUGGUGUAAAGGUAAGAAUGGUCACAGGAGACAAUCUUCGAACAGCAAAAGCAAUAGCUUUGGAGUGUGGGAUACUUGCUACAAGUGAAGAGGCUACUGAGCCUACAAUCAUUGAGGGAAGAGCAUUUCGUGAAUUAUCUGAGAAAGAAAGAGAACAAGUUGCCAAGAAAGUCACGGUGAUGGGGAGGUCUUCUCCUAACGACAAGCUCUUGCUCGUCCAAGCACUUCGUACGGGUGGAGAAGUUGUUGCUGUAACAGGAGAUGGCACUAAUGAUGCUCCUGCACUUCACGAGGCAGAUAUUGGUCUUUCUAUGGGCAUUCAAGGAACUGAAGUUGCGAAAGAAAGCUCGGAUAUUAUUAUCUUGGAUGAUGACUUUGCUUCAGUUGUAAAGGUUGUCCGCUGGGGACGUUCUGUCUAUGCAAAUAUUCAGAAAUUUAUCCAAUUCCAGCUUACAGUUAAUGUUGCAGCUCUUGUGAUUAAUGUUGUGGCAGCAGUAUCAUCUGGUGAUGUUCCCUUAAAUGCAGUGCAGCUUCUAUGGGUAAACCUUAUAAUGGACACUCUUGGAGCACUUGCUUUGGCUACAGAACCACCAACGGACCACCUUAUGCAUAGAUCACCCGUCGGCAGAAGGGAACCUCUUGUAACAAAUAUCAUGUGGAGGAACAUACUCGUGCAGGCUUUGUAUCAAGUUAUUGUCCUCCUUGUCCUCAACUUCUGGGGCAGGAAUAUUCUUCAUCUGAAUCAUGACAAUAGGGCACAUGCAGUUGAGGUGAAGAAUACUAUGAUAUUCAAUGCAUUUGUCCUCUGCCAAAUAUUCAACGAGUUCAAUGCUCGCAAGCCAGAUGAAAUAAAUGUUUUCACUGGAGUUACCAGAAACUACUUGUUCAUGGGAAUAGUUGGAAUCACCUUCGUACUACAGAUAAUCAUCAUUGAGUUCCUGGGGAAAUUUGCAUCAACAGUAAAACUCAAUUGGAAGCAAUGGCUUAUAACCAUUGCUAUCGGUGUUUUGAGCUGGCCUCUAGCCAUGAUUGGUAAGCUCAUUCCUGUUCCCGAGACUCCGUUUGGCAACUGCUUCCAGCGAUGCACAACUGCUCGCAAUGCUUGACUUCCACUACAAACCAUUUUUUUCGUGGUUUAUUUGUCACAUUAAAGCGUGAAUCAUUUUCAUUAGAUAUCAUCUAUACAUAUAGAUUAAAUAAGAUGAUAUUCUACUUUCCUCUUAAUUUUAUCCCUUCACUCCCCAAA
Molecule: messenger RNA, 3824 nt
Organism: Alnus glutinosa
Lineage: Eukaryota; Viridiplantae; Streptophyta; Magnoliopsida; Fagales; Betulaceae
Product: calcium-transporting ATPase 9, plasma membrane-type
Exons: 33
Coding region: 439-3684 (1081 amino acids)
Biological process (GO): calcium ion transmembrane transport
Cellular component (GO): intracellular membrane-bounded organelle; membrane
Molecular function (GO): calmodulin binding; ATP hydrolysis activity; P-type calcium transporter activity
Source: RefSeq, a predicted model, not a curated record